AUGACUUCCUUGACCUUGAAUUCCGCCAUUUCCCUUGUGUUCUUUUCCAUACUAAGCUUCCUCAACCCCAUGACAGCCGCACCCGGUGCAAACUACUUCGCCAAUAGCCUCUACAAAUCAAGUCUGAACUCUCUCCUCUCUUCACUCUCUUCCAACGCCACACACAACCUCGACUUCUACAACACCACAACUGGCCAAAACACCUCCAACCGUCUCUACGGCCUCUUCCUCUGCCGCGGAGAUGUCACGCCAGAAAUCUGCCGAGGAUGUGUGGCUGCAGCAACCAAAGAUGUUGCCCACAAAUGCUCCAGAGAAAAGGUCGCUGUGAUUUGGUACGACGAGUGCAUGAUUCGUUACUCUAACGAGUCUAUUUUCUCUACUGUGGACGUAAAGCCUAGAGUGGCCUUGUUGAACACUCAGAAUAUUUCUAAUCAGGACCAGCUUAAUAGGCUAGUGAACACCACGAUGACCGAGUUGGCGGCUCAGGCCUUGGAUUUUCCAAUUGGUGUUGAGAAGUUUGGGACCAAGGAAGUGACUAUGUCUGCGUUUCAAACGCUGUACAACCUCGUACAGUGUACAGCGGACUUGUCCAGCACCGAUUGCAAUAGGUGUCUUCAAGCAGCAAUAAAUCGUCUUCCAAUAUGUUGUGGUGGAAAGCAAGGAGGAAGAGUAACGUUUCCUAGUUGUAAUGUUAGGUACGAACUGUACCUUUUUUACCAGACGGUAAAUGCGACACCUCCCCCGGCCACUUACACCACCUCUUCCACCUCCAAUCCCGGGUUCCUUAUACUGGACUUUGACUGCUUUUCCUUUUCUCGUAAAUUAAUGAGUUAUAGAGCUUUUAUUUUUAAUUAA
Quercus lobata is the source of this 855-nucleotide messenger RNA. Its product is annotated as cysteine-rich receptor-like protein kinase 25. NCBI's taxonomy places the organism in Eukaryota, Viridiplantae, Streptophyta, Magnoliopsida, Fagales, Fagaceae. The record is from RefSeq and is a predicted model, not a curated record. The transcript has a single exon. The coding region runs from base 1 to 855 and encodes 284 amino acids.